This is a messenger RNA of Diospyros lotus (date-plum), 2798 nucleotides long. Its product is annotated as phosphate transporter PHO1. Bases 82 to 2448 code for a protein of 788 amino acids. Lineage: Eukaryota; Viridiplantae; Streptophyta; Magnoliopsida; Ericales; Ebenaceae. Gene Ontology annotation, molecular function: inositol hexakisphosphate binding. The transcript is spliced from 15 exons. The record is from RefSeq and is a predicted model, not a curated record. Gene Ontology annotation, biological process: phosphate ion transport; cellular response to phosphate starvation. Gene Ontology annotation, cellular component: Golgi apparatus; cytoplasm; plasma membrane.
CCAGCACUCUCUCCUGCCUCUCAGCUCUUCUUCCUCCCCUCUCUUCUCUCCUCACCAUUUUUGUUCAUUUUAAUAUCAAAAAUGGUGAAGUUCUCUAAAGAGCUGGAAGCUCAGCUCAUCCCCGAAUGGAAGGACGCGUUUGUCAACUACUGGCAGCUGAAGAAACACGUCAAGAAGAUCAAGCUCUCCAGAAAGCCUAAGCAAAUCUCAGAGGCCAACCGCGAUUUUGGGCUCUCCAUUUUCGAUCCCAUUCGGCUCCUCGCCGGUAAAAUCUCCGGCCGCUUUCAGAAUAAUGCCGGAGAUAAAGAAGCAGAGAUCAUUCAGGUAAGGAGCAAAAUCGGAGGUGGAGAUGACGACCACAACGACAACGUUGAAGAAGAAGAGGAAGAAUUAUAUGAAACUGAGCACGUUCAGCUCUUCUCCGAAGAAGAUGAGGUUAAGGCAUUCUUUGAGAAAUUGGAUGAGGAGCUUAAUAAGGUGAACCAGUUCUACACAACAAAGGAGAGUGAGUUUCUUGAGAGGGGAGAGAAACUGAAUAAGCAGCUGCAGAUCCUGCUGGACCUCAAGAAAGUCCUGAGCGACCGCCGCCGGAAAACCCUCUCAACCCCCGGAUUUCUUCCCCGGUCCUACCCCCCGUCCGCCCGGAACUCUGAUUUUUCCGAACCAGCAACGGAGUACAGUGAAAGCCCCACAGAAACGUCACAGGAAGACGAAGUAAUUGCCGCUUUGGAGAAAAAUGGCGUAAACUUCAUUGGUUCAGCAACACGAUCGAAGACGAAGAAUGGAAAGCCGAAGAUGGCGAUGCGGAUAGACAUCCCGGCUACCACGCCGACUAGGACGAUAUCGGCGGUCACGUCGAUGCUGUGGGAAGAUGUAGUGAACACCCCCAAGAAAGACGGCAGCCAUUCUCCGGGAGAUUCCAUAAACAGGAAGAAGAUCCAGUGCGCCGAGAAGAUGAUCAGAGGCGCCUUUGUGGAGCUUUACAGAGGCCUUGGUCUCCUCAAGACAUACAGCUCACUCAACAUGGUUGCUUUUACCAAGAUACUUAAGAAAUUCGACAAGGUAUCGAGCCAACAAGCAUCUAAUAAUUACCUCAAAAUAGUAAAAAGAUCCCAUUUUAUUAGCUCCGAUAAGGUGGUGAGACUAAUGGACGAAGUGGAGUGCCUGUUCACAAAGCAAUUUGCCAACAAUGACAGGAAGAAGGCCAUGAAAUUCUUAAGGCCACAGCAGCUUAAAGAUUCUCACAUGGUCACCUUUUUCGUCGGUUUGUUUACGGGUUGUUUUGUAACACUGUUCACUGUGUAUGCAAUCUUAGCCCAUCUCUGUGGCAUGUUCUCCCCAUCACAACCAACGGAUGCUGCUUAUAUGGAAACUGUCUACCCUGUCUUCAGCAUGUUCGCUUUGCUAAACUUGCACCUGUUCAUGUACGGAUGCAAUCUGUUCAUGUGGAAGAGCACCAGGAUCAACUACCGCUUCAUCUUCGAGUUUCAGCCCAGCACCGCUCUCAAGUUCAGGGAUGCCUUCCUCAUCUGCACCUCCUUGAUGACAGCCGUCGUGGCCGCGAUGGUUGUUCACCUCAUCUUGCUCUCCAAUGGCUUCUCCCCGCGCCAAGUCGACGCCAUUCCUGGAAUCCUCCUCCUGCUCUUCAUUGCACUACUUAUCUGCCCAUUGAACAUCUUCUACCGACCCACACGUUACUGUUUCCUCCGGGUGAUUCGCAACAUUGUCUGCUCUCCAUUUUACAAGGUUUUGAUGGUAGAUUUUUUCAUGGCUGACCAGCUUACUAGCCAGAUUCCAUUGUUGAGGCACAUGGAAUCCACAGCCUGCUAUUUUAUGGCCGGAAGUUUCAAGACUCACCGGUACGAGACCUGCAAGUCCGGCAAGUUCUACAGAGAACUUGCUUAUGUUAUCUCCUUCGCCCCUUACUAUUGGCGUGCCAUGCAGUGUGCAAGAAGAUGGUUCGACGAAUGCGACGUGAAAAACCUGGCGAACCUGGGGAAGUACGUGUCGGCCAUGGUGGCGGCGGGGGCCAGGCUAACGUACGCCAGGCAGAGCACGGACUUGUGGCUGGUGAUCGUGCUGAUCACGUCUCUGGUGGCGACGGUUUACCAGUUGUACUGGGAUUUCGUCCAGGACUGGGGAUUCUUCAACCCUAAAUCCAAGAACCCCUGGCUCAGAGACGAUCUCAUCCUCAAGAACAAAGGCAUCUACUACGUCUCCAUAGCCCUGAACUUUGUGCUAAGAGUUGCAUGGGUGGAGACAGUGCUGCGAUUGAAUGUGGGCAUGUUUGAAUCCAGAUUGCUCGAGUUUCUUCUCGCCUCCCUCGAGGUCAUACGCCGUGGCCACUGGAAUUUCUACAGGUUGGAGAACGAGCAUCUGAACAACGCCGGCAAAUUCCGGGCAGUGAAGGCCGUGCCUUUGCCAUUCCGCGAGACUGAUUCAGACUGAUGAAAUCAAUUUCUUCGCUCAGCUGGUUACCUCUUUGUACAGAUCAUUAUUAGAUUAUAGCCCAGCAGGCUUGAUUUCCAUGCCAACAACUGAGGGGGAUGACGGAUCAUCCCAAUGUUUGCUGCAGCAACGAGAAGCCAACUGAUGAAGAAGAUCAAGUUGAGAAGGAGAGGAGAAAGUAAAGCCAAGCCGUAAGGCUCCAUUUUCAUGGAUCUCAAAGAUUCAGAGCACGCACACCGAAGAAAUAUGUAUUUGUUUUGUUUGAUGUGAAGUUCGGAUUAAUGUUGUUCUUCUCAACUCUUUCUUUCCUCGUGAAUAACAAGUUCUACUCUGCAACAAUUAUAUGUUAA